AUGAUUUUUAAUCAAAUAGAAGCAUUUAUUUCAUUCAUUUUGCUAUCUCAGCUCACAAAAAAAUAAUUUAGCAAAAUCCAGCCAGCCCUCUGCCAGCUUUCAAUUUAAAUUAUUUUUCUUGAAAUUCCUGACAGGUAUCAUUUUCAAAUAAAAUAUUAACUAGUUGAGUUUUUUUUUGUAUAAUUCGUUAAUAAUCCUAUUUUAUCGCUAAUCUGAAAUUUAUUGUCCUUUUAAUAAAAAUGUACUGUAAAAAUGAGUUAUGACUGAACGAAGAAGUAGAGACUUAAACUUAAAAUUAAAUUUAGGUUUGCCUGCUGGCAUUGGUAACGCAGACGCCAAGGAUCCCCUAGGGGAUUCACCCUCUUUGUAAUGUCGACAGGGAGAACUUUUCGAGUAAGAUAACUCACCAAGAGAGUAUCGGCUCGAGCAUCCAUGGCACCUGUGAAGUAUAAUUAAAAUGUGCUCGAGGUUGCAUUGCCUCCCAGCAAUGUCAUGCUGAAACGCCAUUUUAUUCAUAUCGAAUAACUAGAGACAGUAUUCAAGCUUUUAAAUAUGAUGGCUAUCAUUUCUGCAUUCUACGGAUUCAUAAAACUGAUAUACGAGAUACUAAACCCAAGUGCCUUUCACUGGACUUUUUUUAUCCCUUUUUGUGCUUGCAAUAUGCUUACUUUAAUAUUAGUCUGUUUAUUUUGUCGUGUAAGUUAUAAGCAUAAGCUUGUUCUUUUAGUUAUUAUUGCAGAAUAUUACAACUUUUUAUUUUUGGCAAUUUCCAAAAAUUCACAAGGUGAGACCAUAUACGAGGUUAUUGCUUUUAUAAUAAAAAUCAAAUUUGAGUUUUCGACAAUAAGCAGCGUAUGAUUAUUUAAUUUUAAGUUUAAAAGAAUUACUCUAGCACACUUUGCUUCUAAGUCUUGUUUUACUUGAGGUCAAUCUACAUUAACAGCUCUGAACAACGGUAGGUGGACCGGCCUAGCUGUCGAACCGUUAAAGUUAAUAAGCCCUUCCAGACUUCUCUAGUCAGUGCCAGCCUCAGCACCGACUUCUCUACUUCAAGUUGUCUCACACUAAGUUCGAAUUAUAGGUCCAUCUGUAUUAGCAGGCGCUAGGACCAAUCCCUAACUGGCAUUUUAAUAUUGUGCAUGAUUAUUUAAAUGUAGUCUUAUUAUUUCACGAAUACAUCUGGCACAUCCACCCUUGAUUUUUUGACCCAAACAGCAAAAUCCCAGUCCCUUAUUUUGAUAUUUUUAUUCUUUUUUUAUUAUGCAAUUGUGGCAGGUAUCGCCUCAUGAAAACUUCAUAUGAGCGCUUUCAAUAUCAGAAAGAGCUCGAAAGUACCUCAAAUCGCUUGAAAAUUAUUACAGAAUAUUCAUUCGAAGGGAUCAUUAUUUUUUCACAAGUAGGAAACAUAGAGUUUUACAAUGAAAAAUCACUGGAGUUCAUGAAUGCAAGUCAGGAUCAUUUAAAGGUAAAGCUGAUUGCCACACAUUAUAUCCCUGGGAAAAAAAUAGCACAUAUAUCUUCAAGUAACGCUUUAAUUGACGAUAUAAAUUAUUUGCUUCAAAAUCCCAGUGACGAAGAAGUAACCUUGGGGAUUUCUCUGUCUGGGCAUCUUGAUCUUGAGUGGAAAGCUAAAAAUAUCAUAUGAGAAGGAAUUCCUUCAAUAUUUCUGUCGAUCAGAAGUGCAAAUCAAAUUAUUGAUUUAGAAAAAAACAUCGCGAAAGAAAGCAUAAAAUCUUUGAUUUUACACUCAGCUUCUCAUGAGCUUAAAACCCCAUUAAACUCCAUUAUUUAUUUUGCCACUGAGAUUUUACAAAAUCAAAAAGUCCUUACAGAGGAGUCCAAAAAAUCACUCUCAAUUAUCCUAAAUUCCGGCAAACUCAUGCUGUCUAUGAUCAGUGACCUGCUUGACUACUCAAAAAUCCUAACAGGCAGCUUAAAAAUGCACAAGCGAAACUGCAAUAUCAGAGAACUCAUCAAAAACGCUUUAAGCCUUGUCCAUUUCCAAGCUGAGAAAAAAAGGAUUUCUCUUAUCUGUAGGGUUGACCCAUUAAUGCCCAAAGAGGUCUUUACAGACCGAGACAGGUUUAACCAAAUUUUAUUAGAUUUAUUAGCAAAUGCUAUAAGACACACAAUUCAAGGAAAAAUUGAGCUUAUUUGCACAGUUAAUGCUAAAAAUAAACUAAAAUGCUGCAUUGAAGACUCAGGAAUUGAGUUUGAAAAAAGACAAAUUAAAGCUCUUGACGAAGAAAACUCGUCGACAAUCCCGAUUAUUGACAAUAAAGGAAGUGGCCUAGGGCUAUACAUAUCGAACCUGCUGGCAAAAAAACUAGGUGGAAAAAUAAUCAAAGGAAAAUCAGCGCCAGGAAAAGGCUCAGCAUUUUAUUUUACUAUAGAUUUAUUGAAUCAAUCUAGAAAAUAUAAGACCGAUUUGUCAAUUAAUAAAAGAGAGUAUGAUGAAGAUGCAUGCCCAGAAACUUCCUUGUCAUUUAGAGAGUUUAUGGGUAGCCAAAAUCAAUCAGUGCUGAUUGUAGAUGAUAUGGAAUUUAAUUUAGAAAUUUUGAGUAGCAUUUUAAAGAAUAAUGGAAUAUCAUACUCGAAGGCCCAAAACGGGAAGAUUGCAGUCGACAAAGUAAUUUUUCAGGACGUGAAAAAUAAGCCAUAUCGGCUAAUUUUUAUGGAUUCCAGUAUGCCAGAAAUGGAUGGGUGGGAAGCUACAACUCUGAUUACCCAGCUUUAUAAAGAAGGAAAACUCAAUCACAUGCCCAUUAUAGUUGGGUAUUCUGCUUAUAACUCAGAGGAGGAUAUAAAACUUUGUUAUGACUGUGGAAUGAUUGAUUUUCUACCAAAGCCUUGUUCUUCUGAAGAAAUAAUCAGAAUUGUAGCUAAAUCCUUUCUUGCUUGAUUGCCAUUUUUGAUCAAGGAUGGGGCUAUAAAAAGUUCGUUAAAAACUAUUUAUAAAAUUCUUUAAUAACCUUAAAAUUUAAAAAAUUAAAUUUUUUCCAUAUAAAAAUUUAUCUUAUAAAUUAGUCCCACAAGAGAUAGAAUAUGCAAUACAUUAGCAAAUUUGCUUAAAAGUUAUAUUAGAACUAUGCAGGACUUAUUAUAUGCUGUAAUGUCUAGAUUAAUUAUUAUUAAAAUAGAUAGUAGAUUUGAGGUGGGUAGGGUUGGGGAUUAAUUUACCAUUUUUAUGAAUGCUUAAUGGAAUAUUUCUAUCAAGAUAAGGAGUAAGUAUUUAUAA
Messenger RNA from Blepharisma stoltei, 3238 nucleotides. The record is from the annotation of a GenBank genome assembly. NCBI's taxonomy places the organism in Eukaryota, Ciliophora, Heterotrichea, Heterotrichida, Blepharismidae.